This is a messenger RNA of Cooperia oncophora, 939 nucleotides long. The record is from the annotation of a GenBank genome assembly. NCBI's taxonomy places the organism in Eukaryota, Metazoa, Nematoda, Chromadorea, Rhabditida, Trichostrongylidae.
AUGAUCAUUCGGAACAGUGAUUCAGGAAAAAUCAUGGGUGUGAAAGGACGACGUGUGGCUCUUGUGGAACAGAUGACCAAUACCGUAAUCAGCUUCCAAAAGGUGGAUCCAAAGAGCAAGGAGAGAACCUUGACAAUCACUGCGUCGUCGAUGGAAGACAUUGAUAGAGCCAAGGACCUUAUCAUCGAUACAAUUAGGAGGAACAUGAGCCCAAUCAGAGCCGAAGCAAGCGGUCACGAUUCACCAGCGGAGGAGGACGAGAACGAGAACGACAUUUCUAUCGAGACCACACACGACGGCAUGCUUAAACUCUGCUGCUCCGAUCCGCAAGUGCUCCAGGCGGCGCAAGAAGCGCUCUCACAAUAUCUACGAAGUCGUGCCAAACCGUCAGCUGCGGAACGUGAACUACGCAAGGAACGUCGUAAGAGUAUGCCACUUCAGGCUAGCCAACCUGAUGCUCCAGCCAAGCCUCUCAGUCGCACUUUCCACGGCUCUACGCCAAAUCUAGCUGAAGCCGGUCUGGAGGCUGUGAAGAAAACCACUAAUUCGACACAGAACCGUGAGGUCGAUGAACUGAACAAAGUGUUCGUGUCGCUUCGACAAGCCUGCUGUCGAGACAAUGGACAACUGGGAACGCCUUGCAGACUAAAAAAUUAUGGAGCUUGUGGAACUACGUGCGAUGCACUGGCGGAGCAACCUGGCACACAGCCAGUACUAUCUCAAAACGUCAUACUACAGCGAGCAGGAGCCGCCUGUCACCCCGCAGCCGAUGACGUUUUUACCACAGAAUCCUCUAUUCAUGCCGCCCGAAACGCCACCAGCAACACAUCCAACAAAUGCUGGCUUUUAUUUGAUUCCCGCAUCGGGUGGUUGGAUGCCGCCAAUGAUUCCUGGUAUACCACCCAAUCCAUUCAUGCCACAGCCUCUGCUCACACCUGA